AUGGGAUCGUCACUGUCCAACGUGAAGGCGGCAUCAGCUAACAACAACCACAGCUCUGAAAGUAUCUUUGGUUUGAGUGAGUGGGUGCCAGUCGCCCGCUCCAACCACAUCGAAGUCAAAAGAAAAGCUCAGUUUGACCUGCUCAAAGUAGCAGCCAACAAGUUCCCCAGCGAGGAUAGCACCAGACUGCGCAUUCGCCUCUACGACGUGGAUUCGCAUGAAGAAAUAGGCUCUACUGAGGAACUUACGCUGCAGUCUUUGCUGACGCAGGAGGAAAAAGGAGCUUCUCAACGAGUAUAUAAGAAUGGCUUCGUUGUUGGUAACGUGGCAGUUUUGAGGUGGGCAAAGGUCAAUCGAGACUCCUUCCUUACAUACAUCGUAAAUGGCGCACGCCUCCACCUAUUGCUGGGAAUCGACUUUACGAAUUCCAAUUUCAAGGGUGAGCCAUUGCACCAUCCGGACGACAAACGCAAUCCCUACAUUUUGGCCAUUAACGAAAUCGUGGGCAUGCUUCAGUACUUUGACUACUACAACCAAAUCGCCCUCUAUGGGUUCGGAGCGCGUCUGCCGCCCUACUACAAGAGCGUGGGGCAUUGCUUCGCCCUAAACGGUAACUACUACCAUCCGCUGAUCACUGGAGGAGUGGACGAAAUUGUGAAAUUAUAUAAGGAGGCACUUGCUCGCAUCCAACCGCACGGGCCAACUAAGCUAUCGGAUGUGAUUGGGAUGGCUGUCCAAUUCGCACAGGCUGAGUAUCAGUCAUCCAACUACUACGUUCUGGUUCUGCUUACUGAUGGAUCCUUUGAUGAUGUAGAGCUUACCAUCGAUCGCAUCAUCUAA
Molecule: messenger RNA, 840 nt
Organism: Nymphaea colorata (pocket water lily)
Lineage: Eukaryota; Viridiplantae; Streptophyta; Magnoliopsida; Nymphaeales; Nymphaeaceae
Exons: 2
Coding region: 1-840 (279 amino acids)
Biological process (GO): cellular response to calcium ion
Cellular component (GO): plasma membrane
Molecular function (GO): calcium-dependent phospholipid binding
Source: RefSeq, a predicted model, not a curated record